This is a messenger RNA of Plectropomus leopardus (leopard coralgrouper), 3518 nucleotides long. RefSeq names its product zinc finger protein 319b (gene znf319b). NCBI's taxonomy places the organism in Eukaryota, Metazoa, Chordata, Actinopteri, Perciformes, Serranidae. The record is from RefSeq and is a predicted model, not a curated record. Gene Ontology annotation, cellular component: nucleus. Gene Ontology annotation, biological process: regulation of gene expression.
GGCAGCAGCUCAGAAGCUAGCCGAUAGCUAGCUAGCUAUUUAUAUCAAAAUGCAUAUUUUUUCGCCCCCAGAGGGGAUGCCCUAGGAGCCAAAUAAAUGUUUACUUGAAACGACACCGUUUAUGGGGCGAUUUGGGAAAUCGCGGGAGAAUUUUCUCCCAUUUUAGUGACCCGCAAAUCCCGUUUUUUCGGCCCCUGGAGCCACAGCGCUCGAACAAGAAAGCACCCGAGCCCCGUUUGCGGAUGUGAAGAAGGGACCUGGUGUAAUUUGGGGGUUUUAGCUAACCUGCGGUAGACUGGCAUUUUACCCGGAAUACUUUACAGCCUUGACUGGACGCUCCAGACACCACUUGAAGGACACACAAAAGUGAAAUAGAGGAUUUUCUUCCAUCCCUCCACACAAGUGUGAUCACACGGCUUUUCUCCUCAGCUCGACGCUUAAUCCGCCAUCACACUUUCCAGUCCUUCAGUGCCACUUGCUGAAAUGGAUUGGGCCACGCCGGCUGCCAAACUGAAUCCUUACACCCGCGCCCGCAUGACAGAGGCCUGGCAGCAGCAUGCAGUCGCUCCACCUCCAGUCGUCCACACCAUCCCUCCAGGAGCUGAGAACGCGUUGGGCUGCGCGGUGUACGGCAUUGUGCUGCAGCCGGACGCUACGUCUUUACAGCAGCAACAGCAGCAGCAGACGCAGCACGGACAGCACAGCCAACACAGCCAACAACACAGCGGGAGUCAGCAGCACGGCGGCGGGCAGCACAGUCAGCAGCAGCACCCCGCUCAGGCCCAGCAGACCUCCCUACAGGUAGGGACAGAUGCAGGACACAAGUGUGGGGCCUGUGGACAUGAUAUCUCCCACCUGUCCAACCCACAUGAGCACCAGUGCAUGGUGAAUCAGGACAGGUCGUUCCAGUGCACCCAGUGCAUGAAGAUUUUUCACCAGGCGACGGACUUGCUAGAACACCAGUGUGUUCAGGUGGAGCAGAAGCCGUUUGUGUGUGGGGUGUGUAAGAUGGGCUUCUCCCUACUCACCUCUUUAGCCCAGCACCACUCCUCCCAUAACAGCACCAACCCAAUGAAGUGUUCAAUAUGUGAGAAGACGUACCGGCCUGGUUCUUCGGGCAACAUCACACCAAACUCAAAUAAUCCCCAGCAGCCCAGCAGUGACGGGGCGUCAGCCAGCAGCAGCUCAUCCAUUCUCCCCUUUCCCUCGGCCCGAGACCGGCCGUACAAAUGCUCUGUCUGCCAGAAGGGCUUCAAACACCUGUCAGAACUCACGCGGCACGAGAGGGUGCACACAGGGGAGAAGCCCUUCAAAUGUGACACAUGCGACAAGGCCUUCAGCCAGUCGUCACACCUACAGCACCACCAGCGAACACACAGCAGUGAGCGCCCUUUCAAGUGUGCUGUUUGUGAAAAAAGUUUCAAGCAUCGUUCACACCUUGUUCGCCACAUGUACGUGCACUCGGGUGAGCACUUAUUCAAAUGCAACUUAUGCGAGCUGCACUUCAAAGAGUCGUCAGAGCUCCUUCACCACCCCUGCCACCCGCAGGGUUCUCGCCCGUUUCGCUGUGCCACGUGUGGUAAAGGUUUCAAGCGUCCGUCUGACCUCCGGCAACACGAGCGCACGCAUUCGGAGGAGCGUCCCUUCCACUGUGACGAGUGUCAGAUGAGCUUCAAGCAGCAGUAUGCGCUGGUGCGCCACCGACGCACACACAAAGACCCUACUGACCGGCCGUUCAAAUGCAAUCUGUGCGACAAGGGCUUCAUGCAGCCUUCUCACCUCCUCUACCACCAGCACGUCCACGGCAUGGACAACCUGUUCAAGUGCGCCUCAUGCCAGAAGGAGUUCAGCCAGUCAGGAGAGCUGCUAAGACACAAGUGCGGCGAGUCGUCCAACUCUUCGCCCGACAAGCCGUACAAGUGUGACGUUUGCGGCAAGGGUUACAAGAAGAGUUCUACGUUACAGCGUCAUCAAAACUCUCACUGCCAAGAGAAGCCCCUUAAGUGCUCGCUCUGCGACCGCCGCUUCCUGUCCUCUUCGGAAUUUGUCCAGCACCGCUGCGACCCGUCGCGGGAAAAGCCGCUGAAGUGCCCAGACUGUGAGAAACGUUUCAAAUACUCAUCAGACCUGAACCGACACCGGCGCGUGCACACGGGGGAGAAACCGUACAAAUGCGGCCACUGCAACAAGGGCUUCAAACAGCGCGAGCACCUCACCAAACACCAGAGCACGCACUCCAGAGAGGGCCAGUUCAAGUGUGUUUGGUGUGGCGAGCGUUUCAGUGACUUGGGCUCUUUGCAGGAUCAUACGGUGCAGCACACAGCCGAUGGAGGCGGUUACCCCGUGCCCCAGUGCAUAUAAAUCUCUGAAGACUUUCUCUGUUGAAACUCCUGUCCACAUGUCCAUCCUUUGUAGGCUUUUUAAUUUAGCCUAACUGUCACCACAUUAUUAUUGCAUUCAUUCCCACCAGUGAUAUCUCAUGAUUCUGCUUUACUAACCCGCCCAAAGCCCCGUUUAACUGUGACGCAGUCAUUCCAUUAGACCUGAGCUUUUUUCUCUUUGCUCCUUUUCUUCUUCUACCUGUCCUCUCCCCCUUUUCUUCAGACAGAAAGCAGUGAAGAGACCAAAACCACUUAGACUGCCAUCAUUCAUGCUUAUGCUGCGCUCAAAUGGAAGCAUUGAGUCACGUAAAGUCGUGAACUCGGAGCUCACCACGUUUACAUGCACAGUUCAGUCGAGCUUCAGUUAAAGCUCGAUUAAGCCAAUUAAUUAUUAAUGAGACUAUUGUCCUCGUCCCAGUAUACAAACACAGAGGAAGAAUCGAUUUAUUGACAGAAAUAUGUCCAACUUCACCAUGGUUGGUAAAGUUUUGACCCGUUCAGCUAGCUGCUAUGGUACCUUCUUCUGGUUAGUAAACAGGUUUCAUGUUGAACGAUGAAAAUAUGUAAAACUUUUCGGUGCCGUACAUUUAAUACGUUCACUACGUUUUACUUUUUACCUUUGUUUUGUUUAAUUUCAAAUUUAAUUUGUUACGGUUUUAGUCAAAAUAACUGUUUAUAUGUAUUUUAAAUGUCCAGUUAUAGUCGGACUAACACAAUAAUUCGACUUUUUCUAAAAUCACGUUAACGUACUGAGCGACGAGAUUGUGAAUACCACAAAAAGGGGGCAUUCAUAUGCAGGGUUCCCAUGGUCCUGAAAAACCUAAAAAAAAAAAAAAAAAAAAUUGAAUUUCAAAAUCAAAUUUUCCGGCCCUGGAAAAGUAAAGUCUGAAAUUUUUGAAUAGUUAUGGAAUUAACUUGUUACAGUACCCUGUUGAUUACCUUUCAUGUAAUGUAACAUAAUGCCGAAUUGUCGACAGGACGUCGCUCUUAUAUCCGUCUGUGUGUUUCUUACCAUCAUGUACGUUUCUUCAUUUCUUUCCGUCCCUCGGUUCAUGUCUGGCAGCUACUUAAAAUUAAGUUUGAAUAAAGUUGCAGUCGGAUUUGUGUGAAAAGCGCUGGACAGGUGGGACAAUAACA